This is a messenger RNA of Desarmillaria tabescens, 2773 nucleotides long. RefSeq names its product fungal-specific transcription factor domain-containing protein. The coding region runs from base 102 to 2519 and encodes 805 amino acids. Gene Ontology annotation, biological process: regulation of DNA-templated transcription; DNA-templated transcription. The transcript is spliced from 10 exons. NCBI's taxonomy places the organism in Eukaryota, Fungi, Basidiomycota, Agaricomycetes, Agaricales, Physalacriaceae. The record is from RefSeq and is a predicted model, not a curated record. Gene Ontology annotation, molecular function: DNA binding; DNA-binding transcription factor activity, RNA polymerase II-specific; zinc ion binding.
CCACAUUCGUGCCUUUUCAUCCCUUAUCCACCAUCCCGUCAGCUCCCUAAGCGAACGCUAAGAAAACUCUUUUCAGUCACGAAGCCCCGUAAAUACAAGCCAUGGUCAAGACUCUCGACAAAGCUGGCGUUUCAACACCAUCCAAUUCGGUGAAACGGAAAAAGGUCGACGAUGACGACUCAAAUCCUGCGUCCAAAAAGAGAUCUCGGGUCAGCUUUUCGUGUGGGGAAUGUCAUCGUCGGAAACAGAAGUGUGAUCGACAAGUGCCGUGUUCGCAUUGCGUAGCCAGGAAGGUGCCUGAUCUAUGUAAAGCCUACACGCCGGGCAAAACUGAGCAAGACAUCAGCGUGCGACUAGCGCGGAUAGAGCACAUCAUCGAAAUGGCACUCCCACAGUACUGUAUGCCGACCACUCCCAACUCAUCGUUCGACCCCCAUAUAUCUGAGUUUCGGCAUACUGCUCUUGAGGAAGACAACCGCUCUCAGCCGGAAGAUCAGGAUCCCAGUGGAGGAACGUUUCAGAGCGGAAAGUGGUACGGUAAUAGCGCCUCAGGUAGCAUUGCUCCUGCGACUAUCCUCGAACAACUGCAAAAUGCUUUCACAUCCACGGACACUGAAGACAAGCGUCUUCACCGUGAUACCAGACUAAACGAUAUCACGGUGAAUGGGUCGGGCCAUCUGUCAGCUACUGCUAUCGUUGGUUCAGAACUAGAGCCAACUGCUGCGGAUAACCUGAAAAAUCUCGUACAAGAAUGUGGAGUCUCUCCCCACAAGAUAUCAGAGCUUCUGCACGAGCUUCCACCUCUCAGGACAUCACAGGUGCUCAUUGACUAUUAUUUUAAAUCAGUUAAUUGGACCCGCUAUCCUAUAUCCGAACGCGACUUUCGCGACGCUUAUAGCUCCAUAUACAACGGAGGAGACCAUGGGAUAUCAGCCACAAAUCCUCAUGAUGUUCGAUUCCUACCGUUGCUUUUCGUCGUUCUCGCUAUCGCUGUGAGACUUGCGCCUGAGGAGGUGUCUGGGGAUGCAAGGACCAGAAGAGUUACGUCUCUAAGAUACUAUUGGUCUUCGCGGAGGUCACUCCUAAUCGCCGCUGCUAUCCAACCAGAUUCGUUAGACAUCGUGCUAACUCGACUUUUGAGUGCUCGAUUUUUAACUUUUGACCGCCGUAUAACCGAGUGCUGGAGUCAACUAGGCGCUGCUGUUCGGACUGCGCAAGCGCUAGGUCUACAUCGCGACGGUGCUUCCAUGGGUAUGGAACCUCAUUUGGUCGAAUAUCGGCGCAGAAUAUGGUCAUACCUUUACCAUGCGGACCGCUCGUACGCUCUUGUCCUAGGACGACCAAAUUCUAUUCAGGAUACAUACACAUCAACCCUCCCGCCUUCGAAUAUAGACGACGAAUCUUCGAGUCGGCCUACUCCUCUUUCUUCACCGACACCGAUGACCUUUGUAAUCCUGAGGCAUCAGCUGGCUUCGAUCAUUGGUCGAAUUGCUCAUCAUUUCCAGCAAGUUAAACCUAGUCAUUAUUCCGAAGUAACGGCUUUAGACGACGAACUCUUAAAUUUCAUCGCCAACCUUCCACCGCAUUUUGCUCUCGAACCUGACCGCUCUUUGGACGAAACCCAUACCUACAUUCCCGUCCAUCGUUAUCUUCUCAUCACCGAGAUUAUGUUCGUAAGGACAAGUCUCCAUCGACCAUACAUCCUCAGGCGGCUCAGUUCUGACCGUUAUGCUCGUUCACGGGAAGCAUGUUUCGAAUCGGCACUCAAAGAUUUCGAGGUUCGACAGGCUUUCCGAGAAGUCCAAUCAAAGGAAGUCCGAGAUUCCCUCAGUAAUGCGUAUAGAGAGUUCCAGACUGCUAUGAUUAGUGGAAUCUACUUGGUCCUUCAUCCAUCGGGGAAGGAUGAGGCGGCUAUGCAUGCCAUCCUUGAUUCCUUCAUGAAGGAACAUGAAGGCAUUCGGGAUGUGGACGAAACGACCCGACGGGAGCUGAAGACCAUAGAAUUUUUGAAGAACAAGGCUUCCCAGCGGACUCUGCCCACUGCGAUAGGAUCUCUACCACCGAACGAUCCUGCACACCUGUUACUAGGUCUACAGCAGUCUUCUACGCCACAUCCUCCUCCAUUCCCGUCACUCUUGAACUUGCCCACUGCUUCCUCGCCGCGAAGUCCAUAUGCGACACAUAUAAAUCAGUCUCCCACGUUUCAACGACUGCAGAGCGCUUCGGGAGACUUUGAAAACUCGCCGACGGCCUCUGGUAGUCCCAACGGCGAAGAGGACUCCGCUGCACAGUCGUUGUUAGACCAUUGGUGUAAUGCGAUCAGCGCGCCGUUGGAGGGAUCCAGCUCAGCCGCUUCAUGGGGCGGACUCCCCGGAAACUUCGCUGGUUGGGCGGGGACAACAUCGACGUUAGUUGGAGCGCCGGAUCCUCGCAUUUUGGCUGGUAUCGACGGUAACGAAUGGAAUUAUUGGGAGACGUUAGUCAACCAGAUUCGAGGUCCUGCUCCAGGAUCCAGUUAAAUGAUAGGCAUUUGACAUGCCGUAGAUAUAUAGCCUCGCACAGUUUAACUUCCAUUUUUGUUUUCUUUGUACUAUCGAUCGCCUAGAAGUGUAAACGAAAAUGUCGACCCGUAGCACUUCAUUCAGUUUUUGAUUGUUCCGCCUGUAAUUUUAGACAGCGUAUCUUUCUAUAUUGAUCUUUGAUCUGAUUAUUGGAUUUUUUGGUCAAGUCUGGAGCAAUACCGGAGGGGUGGGUCGAAAUAGCAGGGAAGUGC